This is a messenger RNA of Purpureocillium lilacinum, 1038 nucleotides long. RefSeq lists its product as uncharacterized. The record is from RefSeq and is a predicted model, not a curated record. Lineage: Eukaryota; Fungi; Ascomycota; Sordariomycetes; Hypocreales; Ophiocordycipitaceae.
AUGGGUGAACCGACGACGACGUCCACGAUGGCGACGGCCACGGGCUUCACCGUCGCGGAGGGCCUCCCCGCGAGCCUCUCGCUCUCGCCGAGUGAGUUCCUGGCCGCACGGCCGCACAUCCAUCGGCUGAUGGCUGCGUGCAUGGUGUUUCGUCGGGGCGGUGGCGAGGACCGGGAGCAGCAGUGUCAACACCACCAAGAACAAGAAGAGGAGCAGCAGCAGCAGCAGCAGCAGCAGCAAGAGCAACAGCAGCAAGCACCGCCCCUCCAAACCCUCCUCAUCCGCCGCGCCGCAUCAGACUCCUACCCCCUCAAGUGGGAGAUCCCCGGCGGCAGCGUCUCCACCGCGCGCGACGCCUCCGUCCUGCACGCCGCGGCGCGCGAGCUGCGCGAGGAGACGGGCCUGCGCGUGGCGCGCUUCCACUGCCCGCUGGGCAUGGUGCCGGCGCCUCUUCCUGCCAACCCUCCUCCUGCCACGGCUGGGGUUGCUGCUGCUGCUUCUUCUUCGUUGGGGCAUGAGGAUGAGGCUGGGAAUGGCAAUGGGAUUGGGUGCGAGGAUGGGAAUGGGAACGGGGACGAGCGGCUGUCGUCGCCGCCGGGCCUCGGCAUCGCCCCGGAAGAGGAACACGCCCGCCAAGAACCCCACGACGAGGCCCUAACCGUCACGUUCUGGGAGACGGGCCGCCGGUGGGGCAAGGUGAGCCUGCUGGUGGACGUGCGGGAGGACGUGGCGCGCAUCCCCUCGCGCGGGCGCAUACCCGACCGCGACGUCGCCCCUGCGGCGGCGGCGGCGGCAGCAGCAGCAGCGACACCAGCGCCAGCAGUUGCCAACGAGGAGGCCGGGCCGUCGCCGCCCACAAUCGUCAUGGACCCCCGCGAGCACGAGGAAUGGGCCUGGCUCACCGAGGAAGAGGUCCGGCGCGGGGCGGACGCGCGGGGCCGGCGGAUGGAGUACACGAGCGAGGGGGUGUGGAGGGGGAUACUGGCUGGGUUCGCGGCGAGGCGGGCGCUGCUGGACGAGGCGGGGGAGCAGAAGUAG